UUUUUUUUCUACCGCCUUUUAUUCCUCAUUCACCCUUUUUAAAAAAUGUCACAAAGCGAUGAAGAAGACGUUGGGUACUUGCGCAUAAAUAAGCUAGAGGAAAGCGGCAUCUCGGCAGCAGAUUGUAAAAAGUUAAAGGAGGCAGGUUAUUUCACAGUGGAAUCAGUCGCUUAUGCACCCAAAAAAGCUUUACUUGCCAUCAAGGGUAUUUCAGAAACAAAGGCAGAUCGGUUCCUGGCUGAAGCUUCCAAAGUGGUCAAUCUGGGAUUUACAACAGCUAUGGAUGUUCAUCAACGUAGACAGGAAAUCGUGAAUAUUACUACGGGAUCCAAAGAACUUGAUCGAAUGCUGGGAGGUGGUAUAGAGACUGGUUCUAUUACAGAACUCUUUGGUGAAUUCAGAACUGGUAAAAGUCAGCUGUGUCAUAUGUUGGCUGUUACUGCGCAAUUACCUAUAAGUAUGGGAGGAGGCCAAGGAAAGUGUCUUUUUAUCGAUUCCGAAAGUACUUUCAGACCCAGCCGUAUUCUUUCCAUCGCAGAACGCUUUUCGUUAAAUGGAGAAGAGACGCUGGACAAUAUUGCUUAUGCUCGUGCUUACAAUACAGAUCAUCAAACAUCGCUCCUAAUUCAAGCCGCAGCCAUGAUGUCAGAAGCCAGAUUCUCGGUGCUAAUUGUUGACUCGGCCAUGGCUUUAUACCGUACCGACUAUGCGGGUCGUGGUGAACUGGCUGCCCGACAAAUACAUUUAGCUCAGUUCUUGCGUCAGUUACAACGUUUGGCCGAUGAAUUUGGAGUGGCUGUGGUCAUCACUAACCAAGUAGUUGCUCAAGUUGAUGGAGGUGCAUCCAUGUUCAAUCCAGACCCUAAGAAACCGGCCGGUGGUAAUAUCAUUGCUCAUGCUUCUUGCACACGGUUAUCCCUUAGAAAAGGUAGAGGUGAGAAUCGUAUCUGUAAAGUCUAUGAUUCACCUUCUUUACCUGAAAAUGAAUGUACCUUUUCCAUCAUGGAAGAUGGUAUUGCUGAUGCUGUAGAAUAAGCCCGUCUUCCCCGCUAUUUUUUUUUUCUUUUUGUAACAUAUUAUUAUAUCACAGUAUGGAUGAUGAUCUAUUUUUUCACACAAACACCCUUUUUUUUAUGACCAAAUAUAAACCAUUUUAUGUAUACAUUCUACUUUUUCUCCCCCUACCCUGAAUAAGCAAACUAUUUGAUGAGAAUGACUCAAAAAUGAAAUAAAUGAUCUGAUAAUUUUACCAUUCUACUAAA
Messenger RNA from Mucor mucedo, 1262 nucleotides. RefSeq names its product DNA repair protein RAD51. The coding region runs from base 46 to 1035 and encodes 329 amino acids. The transcript is spliced from 4 exons. Gene Ontology annotation, cellular component: condensed nuclear chromosome. Gene Ontology annotation, biological process: double-strand break repair via homologous recombination; mitotic recombination-dependent replication fork processing; DNA strand invasion. Gene Ontology annotation, molecular function: DNA strand exchange activity; ATP-dependent DNA damage sensor activity; ATP binding. NCBI's taxonomy places the organism in Eukaryota, Fungi, Mucoromycota, Mucoromycetes, Mucorales, Mucoraceae. The record is from RefSeq and is a predicted model, not a curated record.